GAGCAAAAAGCGGAAGUUGUAGGUGACACCGGAAGUAGUUACCGUGCCUGGGUUCUCAUGGCAACGGAGUAGAAGCUCUUAUGCUGCAGCUUGUGAUCGCGGUAUAAGGCAGACGUCGUACUAUGGACAGGACCCGGGCACCACCACGUGCCCUCCCACCAAUGCCAAGCACAUAUCAAGAGGAUGAAAUUCCCAUCAGCCGUCCAAAAAAGAAAAAGUCCAAACCAUCAAGUAGUGCAUUAGAGGAUAUUUUACAGGACACCGUUUUUAAAAACUUAGAAAGUAAAGAACCUCUUUCACCAGAAAGGCGAAAAAGGAAAAAAAAGAGGUCUGCAGAAGCUGAAACCUCUUUCAUUCAACAUAACCUUAAUACUUCAGUUAUCCAGAAUGGUAAUGAUGUAGACUCCCAGCCUUCUGAAGAAGGAGUUGUCCGCAAACCACGCAGAAGAGCAAAAAAAAACAGGCCUGCAGAACCUGGGUUUCCUAAUGACUUGGGGGUAGAAGAAGAGGACAUCAUUCCAGAUGGACAGAUAAAACUCCAGGAACAGCAUCCUGCUUUCAUUGUUCCCUCCUUGACAAGCCAACCUGUAGGCAAAUUAUUUGUGGAAAAGAAUAGGAAAUUUCAAGCUGCAGAUCGUUCUGGCAUCAUCAAAACCACAGAACAUGUGGAUGAUUUCUUGGAUAUUAAACCUUUGUGGAGCAGUAUGGAUGUAUCACUCACUGUGCACCGAAGCUUUAGGAUGAUUGGGCUGUUCUGCAGUGGAUUCCUGUCUGGGUACACAGUAUGGAACAUUGUGGUCAUUUAUGUUAUUGCUGGUAGUCAGUUUUCUAAUCUAUCGACACUACUUGCAAUUUACAAAGAUCUGGCAUAUCCAUCUCAGUGCUUCUUGUAUUUUCUGUUGGCGCUCAGCACAGUUUCUGCGUUUGACAGAACUGACCUGGCCAGUGUGUCAAAUGCCUUUCGUGGUCUUGUGACAUUGGAUCCAUCUGCUGUGGCGUCUUUAUUGUAUUUUGUCGCUCUCUUUCUUGCACUGAGUCAGCAAAUGACAAGUGACAGGAUAAACUUCUACACACCUCCAACACAGAAUGGCAGCUUGUGGCAAGAAGCUACAGAGAGUCAGAUCAUUCAACCUUGGGUUGUUAUCAAUUUGGUUGUAACUCUGCUGGUUGGCCUAGCCUGGCUCUUUUUAUCAUGCCGUCCAGACCUAGAUCACAGUGAAGAAUCCAUAUUUGUCCCAGAAGACGACUACCCAGACAUGGAGAAGAGGAUAAAAAUCCAAGCUUGAAUUGAGUUCAGACACUUAAAUGAUGCCUUUGUUUUUAUACCUCUUUUAUAUCCUGUUUGUAUUAUUUUUGUACCUUUUUAGUAUAUAUAUAUAUAUUUUUUUAUUGUACAUUCAUAAUUGUAAAUUAAAUAUUUAACAACACAUUUUUAAUAUGUACACACAAUCUAUAUUUCACAGAUUCUCAUUUGCCAAAUGUAUUUGUUUUUCCACUUUCAUUUUUCCUCCUCGCCUUUUAAAAAUCAUAACGCUUUAAGUUUUCCACCUACAGAACCAUAUGUGGGCUUGUUUAAUGGUCCCAAUUUUUACUUUGUAAUAACAUCAGUCAUUUUACCAGAAAACUCAACGGCAAAACCCCCAAAAAUUAUUUGUGGGACAAAAUUGAUUUAAAAAAACGCCAUUUUGUAACUUUUUGGGGCUUCCGUUUGUAAUCAGUGCAUUUUUUGGUAAAAUGACACUUUAUAUUUAUAAUUAA
Messenger RNA from Hyla sarda, 1758 nucleotides. It is a transcript of the gene TMEM237, whose product is annotated as transmembrane protein 237. Lineage: Eukaryota; Metazoa; Chordata; Amphibia; Anura; Hylidae. The transcript is spliced from 13 exons. Gene Ontology annotation, biological process: cilium assembly. The record is from RefSeq and is a predicted model, not a curated record. Gene Ontology annotation, cellular component: ciliary transition zone. The coding region runs from base 123 to 1286 and encodes 387 amino acids.